AUGGCUGCUGCGGGCAGCGGUUUCGAUGCGCGAAGCUUCGAAUGGAUGGCACAGCUGCCGACCUUGUGGGAGAGUGUUCGUGCUUUUCGCGAACGCAGCCUUCGUGGUAUGAACCUGCUUCGGGGGAUUACUUUGAAAGGGCACGGUUCCAGCCCAGUGGUCGUGGGUAAUAUGGAAUGCUGCAAGUUGAAUUCUGAUGUGCUAGCUUCAAUCCUCAAGGUCAUGGCCGAUGAGGCUUGCAUCUUUGUUCCGAAGGUGUACUUGUUACAGGGAGCCUGCUUGGAAUUCCACUGUCAUGCCGGCUAUCCAGAUGCCCUUUCCUUGGGUCAUGCUGCUUAUUCAGAUGGCUGGGGUUUGAAGCGUCAGCUGAAUUUCCUCAAGCGCAAGUGGAUGCGCAAACAGACGCCUCGAGACAGGGUCCUGCGCAAGCUCGUCGCCGAGUUUGAGCGGGCCUACAAGAAGUUGAAGCAGGUUGUUGGUGACCGCAUCGCGAGAGCUCUCAGAGCUCGAGGGGAUGAUGACGAUGAUGACGUGGAUCCCGAGCAAGAUGUGGACUCGGAUCGGCCCAGGGAUGCUGAAGAUCCGGAUUUCCACGAUAAUAAGGCUGAGGCUUCUACCACUGAAGAGAUUGAGCCAGGAACUAUCUCGAUUGGUGUAGAGUUGCCUGAAACGGCCCCGCCAAAUCCGAGGCCAGAGGAAGCAGCUCCUGUGAACCGUGACCCCCCGCAUCACGAGGAGGCAGCUCCUGUGAACCGUGACCCCCCGCAUCAGGAUGAGGCAGCUCCUUUGAGCCGUGACCCCCCGCAUCAGGAGGAGGCAGCUCCUGUGCCGCCCGAGGUGCCCAGCAGGCAGUGCUUGGAGGAGCAAUUGCGCAUCAUGGAGCUAAAGCUAGAGGCGAAGAUGGACAUCGAGCGCAAGCGUGCUGCCAAAGACUUUGCAAAGAAGCUUCCCAAAGGACCAAUCGUGCUGGAUUCCGAUGAGGAGGCUGAGGUUCCUGCUAUAUCGGUGCCUAGCAAGACUGGUGCCGAUGAGGGUUCUAUGAGAUCAGGAGCAGUGGAUCAGAUGGAGACCCAGGCAUUCGACUUGUCGACUCAGGUCGUAAUGAAUGCUCUGUCAGGGCUGGAUCAGCCGGUUCCAUCCCCGGCACGGACGUUUGCGGAGGAGAAGACACGGGAGCUUGGAGAUGUUAGGUCGCCCGAGGCAGCUGCAUCAGCACAUGUUUGUGAGGAAACCCCGAGCCCCAGAGGGAUCAAGCCUGUUGAGAUCACACCUGUGAAAACCUAUCCGUCACGUGAUUCGCAGCUCAUGGUGAAAAGCACAAAAGCAACCGAGAAGGCGGAAGCCAAGGAAGCUAAGGCUGGCAAAGCUGCCGGCCGAGGCCGAGGCAGGGGUGGCCGGGGAAAAGGAGGAGGACGGAAGAAGCCCCAACAGGCAGAGGAGGAUCAGGAGGAUCCCGAGGAGGCUCCCGAAGAGCCUGCAACGACAGGCCGUGGUGCGCGAAAUCGUGGCCGAGGCAAGGGCCGGGGACGAGGUCGCGGGAAGAAGGUGCACCAGGCGGAGCAUACGAGCGAGCAUGCGGGCGAGCAUCAGGGCGAGGAUCAGGGCGAGGAUCAGGGCGAGGAUGCCGGCGAGCCCGAAGAGGCUGCUGAUGUUGCGCCCCCGAAAAAGCGCCGAUGCAAGAAGGUCGUGGAUGUGCCUACCACCAGGGUGACGGGCAAGCGGGGGUCAGAGGGCAGUGCCAAGCCCAAGAAGGCUGCGAAGAGGGCUUCGAAUACUGAGGAUGCUGAGUGGCCUCUCACGUUCGCUCGUCGCUACCGACCCAAUUCCGAGAAUUGGACCCAGCGGCUUUGGGAAGGAUGUGUGUUGGCUUUCAAGUCUGUGCUCCUUCCGCACAUUGUUGUGGGGCAAGCCUCGGCUCUUCAGGUAUUCGUCCUUUGCAUCCUGUUGCUGCUUUGGAACACCUCCAUCGACUAUGCCAAGGAGGUGGACUUAGCCGAGCUGUUCUCUGGUUCGGCGACUCUUUCCAAAGAGUUCUACUAUCAAGGCAAGGAGGUCGCAAGCUGUGAUGUGAAGUAUGGCCGGAACAUGGACAUUUGCCGAUCUUCAGGCUUCGGGUUACUUGAUAUUCAAUUGGACAUGGUCUCAUGUAGUUCGGUUCUAAUGGUUGCUUUUUUACAAGAUGUCGGAACCGAGGACGUUUUGUGCAGCAGUUCUGUGUGGUCGCCAGAAUUCUUGUGUCUGGCUGGGAGUCCUUUGCAGCUCAUGGGUGUCAAUGGCCCGCCCAACAACCAAGAGAUCCUUUGCCAAUCCUGA
Messenger RNA from Symbiodinium sp. CCMP2592, 2313 nucleotides. The record is from the annotation of a GenBank genome assembly. NCBI's taxonomy places the organism in Eukaryota, Dinophyceae, Suessiales, Symbiodiniaceae.